This is a messenger RNA of Mizuhopecten yessoensis (Yesso scallop), 2348 nucleotides long. RefSeq names its product cinnamyl alcohol dehydrogenase 8-like. The transcript is spliced from 6 exons. Lineage: Eukaryota; Metazoa; Mollusca; Bivalvia; Pectinida; Pectinidae. The record is from RefSeq and is a predicted model, not a curated record. The coding region runs from base 130 to 1227 and encodes 365 amino acids. Gene Ontology annotation, molecular function: oxidoreductase activity.
CUAAUAGUGCGGUAGUCUAUUAUUAGCUUAACACGUGUCGCACAGCCCAGUCGAUGACUUUUGGUUAACCUUCUACAAAGCUACUUUUACCUGAAAACUAAUGAUUUUGGGGAACACACGAUAAUCAAGAUGUUGGACAACGAAAUGAACCAGAACGAAGUUAUGCUCCCUCGGGCGCUAGACUCACUGGCUAUGCCAUUCGAGAGCGCCUCCUCAUCAUCUAUGAUGCCCGAAAUUCCUAAGGGAGGACUUCUUGUCAGGGUGUGCUAUGCAGGAGCUUGCUACUCUGAGGGAAUGCUGAGGAGAAAAGAGAUCCGACCCACUCUUCCAGGUAUACACGACAACUCUCUCUACCCAGGACUGGAGAUAUCUGGUGUGGUCCAAGAUGUUUGCGCAUCACUCCCGAACGGCAACUUCAGCACUGGAGACAAGGUUGUCCUAUACCCUGAUGAAAAUUUAGUCGACUCUGGCUACAGUGAAUACUUAGCCGUGGAAGAUGUACAGAACUGCCUACAAAUUCCAGAAAACAUUCCGCUAGAGGUCGCCGCCAUGCUUCCAGGUGGCGCACUGUCCGCAUACAGUGCCCUAUUAAAAGCCAAACCUCAUGUGGAGAAACUUCAAGAAGUGAAAUCCUGUGUGAAUGUACUGGUGGUGGGUGCGGGUGGUCUGGGGCUGUGGGCAGUGAAGCUGGCUCAAUUCCUUGUCGGGCCACAUUCCAACAACAUCCGCCUGUUUGUUGCUGACAACAGUAUCGACAAGUUGUUGACUGCGCAGGACCAUGGCUGUUACGACAUCAUCCACUGGAACGAAGAGGAUCACGAGCAGUACAUCAUAGAGAGAACGCUGGACGCCUGUCGCGGUGGCGUCGACGUCAUCGUGGACUUCGUCAGCUCUCCCCGCACCAUGCAGAGAUCUCUCAAGAUUCUCAAUAGGGAAGGCCUUAUCCUUGUCGGCGGAAACACGAUGUCUGAAGUGAGCAUAAAUCUGAACUCAUUGGCUGCCAAACAACAAUCAAUCGUCGGGAUCCCCAAAGGUUCCUUCGCCCAGCUCAGGGACCUCGUAACCGCGGUAUCUGAAGGGGCCGUGACGCCACCAACCUACACUGUUUACCCCGCGGAAGAUGCUGCACAAGUGUUCGAUGACUUAGCCAGAUGCCGAAUCACCGGCAGGGCAAUUUUAUGUUUUGGAAAUCUUACAAAUGAUCAUGCGAUGGUAAACAACAACUAAAUGCCGCCACAUUAAUGACAAAAAGCGUGUUCAAUCACUGUGAUCUACUCGGGUCUAAAACGUGGAGUGCUGUCUCCUAAUCCCACCGCACUACAAGGGGCGGUAGGGCGCUUCGACAAGGCGGUCUAGUGGACUUUGAAUGGCCAGUUCAAUAAGUAGGAAGAUGCGGGUAUGUUUGUAUCAAGGGCAUGCUGAUAGGUCCCCGAAACUACUUCAAAAUAUGGUGCUGCCUCUCUAUAUACUAUUGAACACUCGCCAAUCAUCAACGCCAACGGGAGAGACCAUCGGAGACGUCAAUAUUGGUAACACUGGGUUGACAUCUCAUCUCUGUUCAUAUGAUAACAAAGUGUUAUGUCAAGUUUCUAACGAAUGGAUUGUAAAUCUUUAGAAUAAUACUUGAUAGUUAUAGAAGUCGGUCUAAACACAUUGGGCUGCUACGUUUCGAACAAACUUUGAAUCAAUAUGUUCUCGUGUUGUUGUCAGAUGUGAGAGCAUUAUCGACAAGAACAAAUGGUAUUCUGCUUUAACGAUCUCGUUACGCUGAGAUGAAACGUUAGGUGCGAGCGGACUAUAAAGAGAUCUGACUUGUGAUUCUUACCAUGAUAUAUAUACUCUUCAUUGCAUCAAAUGUUUGUGUACUAGAAAAAAAGGUUGUGCUUGUCUGUGCGAUAUUGUGUCCAACAUCGAGGUCAAUUCCACGACAGGACUAUGUCACCGAGUCAUUGUAAUAUCGUUAUACAUGUUCAAAUAUUGUAAGUAUUUGUGUUUUGAAUAUAGUUGCACUUAAUUGAUUUGUGUAUGGGAAUGCCAUUCCACUCAAUGUUCGGUCGAAUACGUGUUGGGAGAAAGGCUGAGCAAUAGACUGUUAUUUAUUAUGGUGAGGUGGGUGAGAGUGUUGGGAGUGACGCGUACGUGACCUAAUUCUAGUAUUUAAGUGCUGAGUAUAAUUCUCCUGAAGCUAUUGUGAUAGGAAGUAAAUGUUCUGCUAUGAAUGACGAGUAUGCGACAUAUAUUCUUGUUAAAAGUGAACGUCUGAAUGGGAAAAAUUAGCGGUUUUUGUACUAUUAUGAAGUUACAAAUUUUUGAUUUUAUAAAUUAAAAAAAUGUGAUCAAACUUUAAA